CCUCACGACUGGGAAGCUCAAAUUAGCAAGCAAUCUUUGGAUUCUUUGCAACUUUACAUACAAGCUUUCAGAUUACCGGAAAAUGGCCGCCGCCGCCGCUUCAUCGGAGGAGAAGUCCGUUCAGAUCGAAAUUCAGGGGAAUGACGAAGUGGAUCAGGGGAGGGAGAAGGAUGAGAAGACGAUUCCGGUUAUCAGCAGCUCCGAUGCCGUGGAUCAGGGCAAGGAGAAGGAGGGGAAGGGCUUUCAGAUUGAAAACCAGGUGAUUGCCUGCAACACAUUGGAUCGGUGGAAUGAGCAUUUCACAAAUGGCUUGGAGAGCAAAAAACCGGUUGUGAUAUAUUUCACUGCAUCUUGGUGUGGCCCUUGCCGCGUGAUUGGUCCAACCUUUUCUGACAUUGCAAAGAAAAUCACCGGUGCAAUCUUUCUAAAGAUCGACGUUGACGAGCUAGAGGCUGUCGCACAGGAGUACGACGUGCAGGCAAUGCCAACUUUUGUGUUCCUGAAGGAGGGAAAGGAAGUGGAGGAGAGGGUGGUGGGUGCAAAGAAAGAUGAGCUGCACAAGACAAUAACUAAGCAUUGCAGCAGCUAAAAAUGAAAACAAAAAUGAACCCUUUUUCUAAUACUAUAUAUAAAAGGUUCAGUUUGUAACAACAUACUGUAUAAUAAUUGUGACACAAAUUACCCUCCAGACUUGCCUCUUUGGUGGUGUGUAUCUGUAGGGAUAAAUGUUGGAUUUCCAUAUGUAACUGGCCUUCUUAAUUGGCUGCUAUUUUAUUUCCUUGUUUAUUUAUUGUAUCGUUUUUUUUACGUUAUACUACGUAUUUCAUUUGUAUUAUCCUAUAUAAUCGGUUGAAAUACUCAAAAUUUAGUCGUUUCUGUUUGGAUGCACGA
Messenger RNA from Cuscuta campestris, 891 nucleotides. The record is from the annotation of a GenBank genome assembly. Lineage: Eukaryota; Viridiplantae; Streptophyta; Magnoliopsida; Solanales; Convolvulaceae.